Camellia sinensis is the source of this 711-nucleotide messenger RNA. NCBI's taxonomy places the organism in Eukaryota, Viridiplantae, Streptophyta, Magnoliopsida, Ericales, Theaceae. The record is from RefSeq and is a predicted model, not a curated record.
ACGCUCUUUAAACCCUACCCGAGGAUAUCCAAAACCCCAAUAGGGGCUGCUCUCUCUCACCGCUAGGUCUCUCACUUCUCUCCGAGCUUCUUCUUCUUCUUCUUCUUGAGUCAAAUGGCGAAACGUUUGAUUCCUUCUCUGAAUCGGGUUUUGGUGGAGAAAAUCAUUCCUCCAUCGAAGACCAAUGCUGGAAUCUUACUCCCAGAGAAGACCUCCAAGUUGAACUCUGGAAAAGUUGUUGCUGUGGGUCCUGGCAUUCAUGAUAGGGAUGGAAAGCUGAUUCCUGUUAGCGUGAAGGAAGGGGAGACAGUUCUCUUACCUGAAUAUGGUGGAACUGAAGUAAAGCUUGGUGAAAAAGAGUAUCAUCUGUAUCGGGACGACGACAUUUUGGGAACACUGCAUGACUGAUGUAUUUUACUUCCCAUCAUGUUAAGCCGUACGUCAUCAAACAUUGUAUUUGGUCUGAGCUAUAUUUUAGUUAGUAGGGUCAAGUGACAGUUCACAAUUGUGCUCUGAAUUGAAAUGGUGAGAUAUGCGAAGAAAUUUAGAGACCCCAUCCUUUAUUGCGGAGAAAUCUUGCAUGUUGCAAUAAACUUUUGACGUUUUAAUGGGGGUGUAAGAAUUCUGGUCAACUGAGCUAGACUUUUUUUUUUUUUUCAAUAAACAAUUCAAAAAAAUAAAAACUGAAAGCUCUUGAUUAUAGUUGUGUAU